Molecule: messenger RNA, 9116 nt
Organism: Scleropages formosus (Asian bonytongue)
Lineage: Eukaryota; Metazoa; Chordata; Actinopteri; Osteoglossiformes; Osteoglossidae
Gene: zfyve26
Product: zinc finger, FYVE domain containing 26
Exons: 41
Coding region: 305-8095 (2596 amino acids)
Biological process (GO): regulation of cytokinesis; double-strand break repair via homologous recombination; mitotic cytokinesis
Cellular component (GO): lysosomal membrane; centrosome; midbody
Molecular function (GO): phosphatidylinositol-3-phosphate binding; metal ion binding
Source: RefSeq, a predicted model, not a curated record
ACAUGGGCGAUAACAAUUCGGAAGCGGAACGGAGCGCAGCGCCGCGGAGGGAGACAGGCAGCAAGAGACCGCACUCAGACCGAGGAGUGGAGUCGGCUGUACGUCCACCCGCUGCUGUUAUUAGCACUCUAUUAACACGAGUUCUCUAGAAGUGUCUCCCUAGGAAGACUUCUUGUCGGAACUGGUCUCUGGAGCUGACAGUAGGAAACCCUUAGAGUCUGGAACUGAACCGAACGGGUUAAUCAUGUUAGGUGGCCUCCCCUCCAUACCCCCAAACUGAAGCAUUGAGCUCCGGUGAGCCGGGAUGGAUCGGCGGCUGGAAGCGAUCGUGCACCCGUUUGGCCGUGAGGAGGAGAGCUCCGUGGAGCAGCUCUUCCGCUUCUUCGCUCUGUGUCUGCGGUGUGGAGAGUGGGAGCUGGCUCGCGCCUGCGUCCCUCAGCUCUGCCACACCCCAGGCCUGCAGAACAUCCUGAAGGCCUUGGUCACCUGUCCAUAUGUGCUCAAGUGGGAGACUGUAGGCAGCCCUCACCGGCUGGCCUGGCUGUGGCUGAAGGUUUCGGAGAGAUGGGCCCAUGAGGAGGUUGCCGCAUCAGUCAAAGAACAGCUGGAGUUCUUCUUGCUUCUGGAAGAGCUGAGUGGAGAAGUUCCCGAAGCAGUGCUUAAGGAAUUCCACCAGGCCGUCGUGGAGAGGAGGGGGUCCGCCUUGAGCCUGAGUGCACGUGCAGAGUUCUGCCUCAGAACCCUGCUGGAGAGCAGCAGGCCCAGACUAGCUCAAGCCCUGGCGCGCUUCCUGCAGGGCCGCCGAUCUAGUGACGGCACGGGCGAGAGGGACCGUGUGCUGCAGGACAUCUUCACCCGCUUUCUGCUGGAGAAACUGGCUCGGUCGCCGAGGCAGGAGGCCUGUGCGGAAACGCUGUACUCCGUCCUGGCCCUGAUGCCUUGGGGGUCUGAGCUAGCUGGUGGGCAGGUGAACGACCUGUGCAAGGCCCUCUGGGGCGCCUGUGGAGGCAUGCUGUGCGAGGAGCGGGUGCUGAGCUGCCUUAUGCGACCCCGCUGCCAUGCCCUCCUCUCUCUCUACUGCUCUAUGGCCAUACAGCUCCACAGAGACCAGCUGUUGAGGGAUAUACCAACAUCGCAAGGGGACCUGUCUGAGGCAGGGAAGCUGAUACCUGGGCUGUGUUGCCACCGCAAUCGUGCAUCAGCGUGGAAGGCGAUCUUUUUCGAGUGUCUGAGCAGCGGCAGGCAUUUCUUGGAGCAGGUCCUGGUGACAGCGCUGGACCUGAUUAGGAGGGAGGAGUUCUCCAGGCUGAAGGAUCUGCUGACAGGAGAGUUUCAACCCUUGUCCCGCCUACUUCUCCUCCUAGGAUGGACGCACUGCCAGAGUUUGGACUCGGCUCAAAAGCUGCUGGAGAUACUUCACCAUAGCCAGGCUCUUGCCAAUGACUCAGUCCUUAAAGAAUCUGGAGACAAUUUGUCUUCCCAAUUAGGAGUGCUGGAAUGGUGUGCAAAGACUAACCCAGGGAUCUCCACUGAAGCGAUCCUGGGGCAGUUGCACACACUGGACAGUCAUUCUGCCCUCUUCAUCCUGCAGUCCCUUAUGCCCUUAGCCCGGUUGAAUGAAAGGAAAGUGCUGGACCUGCUGCUUGGCCUGGACCACUUGGCUCAGCCAGGGGAAGCGGAUGAUACUGACACACCUAACCUGUCCGUGCGGAGGAAUGUGGUUCUUUUCCAGGGUUUUUGUGCUAUGAAGUACGCCUUGUAUGCAAUUUGUGUCAAUGUCCACAAGUACUCUGCGUGCAAGGACUGUUCAGCCAUAAAAAACUGCCAGGAGGCCCAGCUGAAGGUGUUGGACCAAGACCAGACUUCAACAACAUCAGAAGGGUGCACUGCACUUUUCCAGCAUUACCUGUCCGAGUGCCAGCUUUACCUGGAAGCUGUGCCGGUCUUAUUUCGGCUGGAGCUCCUGGAGAACAUAUUCUCACUCCUCUUUUUGUCCAGUUCUGACUUUGUCCUCCAGGAAGUGGAAGCAGGGGAGGGAGGACCACUAGAGAAGGAAUCACCAGUUGGGGGUAGUUUAGAGAAAUGGGACAAUGUUUCUAUGCGACAGAAGAAGAAAGACUCUGAAGAAAGAAUACAGGGAGCUAAAACUGAAGUGCACCAUGCUGGGGAAAGGACCCAGCCACAACAACAGCCCAGAAAAUACAUGCCACCAGACCAUAACAAAGAUUACAAAUGCGUGGACCUGGGACACUUUAUCCAGGGGUUUAGAGGUUUCCUAGUGGACACAGUGGUCAUGGAGGGCUUCCUGAAGCUUCUGAGGGAGAGCCUUGAGGGGAUGUGUGUGGUGGGCCCGCGGACAGGGCAGGAGGAUGGGAGAGCGUUGCCUGGGGAGGAGGAAAUGGCUGAAAACCUUGGCUGCUCGGUGACGGUGGAGGCCUUCGGUGCACGCCUGCAAAGGCUCUCCAAGCGGAUUGCCGAGGCACAGUGGAGGCUGCAGAUCAUCACCAGCAAUUUUGGUAAUAGCAGCGGUGCAGAUUGGCAAACCCGGCCCACAAAGGUGGCCAACCCAGUUCUGCCGCUGAAACGCAGCAGCAGUGGAAGGGUGAAGAGGAAGAAGACUAGGCGACAUCGUACCGAGCGCCUCGUCUCAGCAGAGCAGCAGAAUGGUGAAGUCAGCGCCAGCACGUCUGAUGGAGGGGGUGGAGCAGUGAUCACCCCUGUAGAUCAGGAGCAGAGCCCUUGUGGUGAUCCUCACUGCUGGCUGGUGCCUGCCAUGCUCUCACCCCCGGAGUCCCUGCUAAUAUCCUGUGUGCGGCGGGGGAACUUCCUGGAGGCUCACCAGGUAUCCGUGAUGUUUGGGCUGGAGGGCUCAGCCUGCUGUGGGGAGCUUGUGUUUAUGGAGCGCUACCAGGAGGUACUGGAGGAGCUGAGCCGAGUAGAGCAAAAGAUGGAGAACCAGACAUCAGAAGGGUCCAGCACACCAAGCGUUGGGCGGAGGCGGCUGGGCAGCAGCGGGCGCUCAACGUUGCAGGCCAUCGGGAGCGCUGCUGCAGCAGGUGUGGCCUUCUACUCCAUCUCGGAUGUGGCGGACAGGCUCCUCAGCACCCCUGGGCACCCGGUCCCCUCGCUGGAGGAGGACUACUGGUUGAACUUCAGGGUCCCAGAUCCCUCUGGCCUGCUGCGUCCCCUGCUCGAGGAGUUGAGCCCCCCAGCCAUGGCUACUUUUGACUUGGCUUGCUGCAACUGUCAGCUGUGGAAGACCUCACGGCAGCUGUUGGAGACUGCAGACCGCAGGCUGAACAGCACAUUGGAAGGGCGAGGAGUAAAAGUAGACUUCAAGUUGCCCCGUUCUGAAGGGAUCAGGGGGUUCCCUGCAGUACUGCAGCACAUCAGCAAGAUCCUGAACCACACGGUCAACGCAAAGGGAGCAGCCAAGAUGGAGACAGCAAGUGAGGAGUGUGUGGAUUCCAGCCCCUUUGGCUGCAGCGCUCAGGAAGUGCUGCUCUGCACCCAUCCGACACUCGGCGAAGAAGCCAUUGCCACACGGCUCAGCCUGGCCCAGCACUUGGAGCUCACCCUGCAAGUCCUGAGCUCCUCCACUGAGUCGGCAGUGGACAGACGUGCCGGUGUGGGGCUUUUGGCAGCCCUGGUGGAACAGGCAAGUCUUCGGCCGUCUGAGCUGGACUCUCACCCUGUGCGCUCCCAGAUGAAGCAGCUGCUCCGCUCUCUGGAUCAGCUGUGUCCCUCUCAAGCUGGCGAUGACCCUUCCAGGCCCGAUUACAUGCGCAGCUUCUUGGAUUACAUCAACACUUUUGCUGCGGUCCUGGUUCGAAGCCUGAGCUCAGAAGAACAUGCAGGUGAAGUCAAACUGGGGAAUCCUCUUCUGGUUUUACUGCAGCCUCCAUCUCAACUGCUCUCUCAUCUGCUCUUUGAUCGCCAGGUGUCUCCUGUAAGGGUGUCAUCUUUGUUGAAGCAGGAGGGUUUGGCACUGAAUGUCCAGCAGGUGAUCAUCCAGCGUUGCUGCGAGGCACUCCCGGUGUGGAACACUGGCCAGGGUGUGCCAGCUGCAUCUGGGACAAGGGUGGGGGGUCUCCUUGGGUUGAGUGGCAUUGCAGAUCUGCUACAGCAGUAUGCCCAGGAGCACGCUCUCAUGCUGGGCCUGCCGGGCUUGGGUACACAGAUCCACUCUGACUCCGAGGUGUCCCCGGAGGAAAUAACCACUCCAAGCUCGCUGACCACCUCUCCAUCGUCUUCACCCCCAUCAUCAUCCUCCUCAUCCUCCAGUUCCAGCUCCUCCAGCUCUCUCCUCCUUACUCCCUCAGCCCUGUCCUUCCUCAAGUCCCGUUCCCCCUUGCUGGCCUCUCUGGCCUGCCUGAGUGCCUGCCGAGGCGGAGUGGCGAGGACCUCCAUGGCUUGGCCUGGCCUCCCCUCCUAUUUCCGUGGGGGGCGGAAGGAGGGGGUCCUGGAUGUUGAGCAGCUCACCCGGGAGACGGAAGCCUUGCUGAAGGAGCUGCCUGUCUUGCAGGCCUAUCUCCAGGCCAUGGCCCAGCCUAUUCUGGGGCCUUCGGGCAGUCUGGAGGAAAGUGGUGGGACGUCAACACUAAGUGCUGCCCUGUGCGGGAAGCUGCUGGCUGGCCUUCUGCUCUCUGGACUUCACCGAAGCGCUGCUCGAGCUGUGGUCACUGACGCCUUCCAACAGGCGCUGGCCACCCAAGAUCUGGAACGUGCAUUGAGCCUGCUGGAGCUGUAUGGGCAGAACUGCAGCCAGGAGUGGGUGCUGCGGGACCAACUGCUGGCAAGUGCAGCCCUGGAAGAAGGCAGAGGGAAUUUGGAGCAGCUUUUCCGUUUGCGGGAUGCCGAUUUGCGAGCGCGUAUGGCUCUCCGGGGCUUGGAGCUGUGGCCGCUUCCCUCCUGUCUUGAGCUUCUGCAGUUCUGUCUCAGUGAUGGCAACACUGAGGAGUCCCUGAAGAGGGAGCUAGAGCUUAAGAAACAGGAGCUUCAUAUCUACCACAGAAUGCUGAAUUUGCCACCACCGUUGCCAUGGUCAACGUGGCAGGAGCUGAAGGUGGAAUCUAGACGUGAGCCUGAGACAGUGUUCUACAUGAUGCUGGAGGCCAAUGAGUUUGAGCUGUGUGGGCAGUGGGUCCAGUUGUAUCCUGUUUCUACAAAGCUGAGCCUGCAGCUGCAGACAAAACACUUGCUUUACCUGCUUGAAAGGGGGCAGAUGGAUGAGGCCUUCCAGUUGCUGGAGAGCCUUGCGGGCUCUACUCUGGGCCUGGAGGUUUGUGAGCAUGCAUUGGACUGCCAGCCUGGACUGGCUGCCUGUCACUUUCUGGCCGAUUACCUUACCCUGCACUUCGAAAGCCGUAUGUCCCCUGCUCGGAGACGUCAUAUUCAUGAUCUCCAUCUGGGCUCCAAGGUGCUUCUGACCCUCCCUCCAGCGGCUCGGGACGACUACUUCCCUCUGCUGUCAAACCCACUGCUAAUGCUGGAGCAGAUGCUGAUGAACUUGAAGGUGGACUGGGCGGCGGUGGCAGUGCAGACACUGCGGGGCCUGCUGCUUGGCCAGGACUGCAGCUUUAGCCCUGCUGACAUCGACGUGCUGCUGGCCAGCUAUGCACGCAAAGCCUUGGAUUUCCCCUACGCACCAAGGGAGAGAACUCGCUCUGAUUCUGUCAUCAGCCUUCAGGAUGCCCUCAUGCAGUGUCCUGCCCAAGAGAGCUGCCCCCCCUCACCCAGAGCAGAGACCCCACCACCCACUACAGGCAGCACGCCUGUGCACACACCUUCAACUCAGAGUGGUCGCAAAGCCAGGACCUCUACCCAGUUCAUACCUCCAGAGAAACCCCCAAGUCGAAAAGAGUGGAUUCCAGACCACCAUAAAUCUGCCUGCAUGGUCUGCCUUCGGGAAAGGUUCACCAUGUUCAACCGGCGACACCACUGCCGGCGCUGCGGGCGUCUUGUUUGUCAAGCGUGUUCCAGCCGGCGUAUGCCAGUCGAGGGCUUCAUGGAAGAGACCUCACGUAUUUGUGACCAGUGCUACAGCUUUUUCCACCCAGUCAGUGAAGACCUGGAGCAAGCAGAAGUGGCUGGCAGUCCUGUGGCAAACGAGGGAGCUAUAGAUGGAGUCCUCCACAUUCCUGAGGUCCCCGAGCGUCAGUUCCACCUCUCCCUGAACCCUGCUGAUAACCAGCAGCUACAAAGCGAGUUCUACUAUGAGCAGGCCCCCAGUGCAUCCCUGUGCAUCGCCAUCCUGUCCCUGCACAGUGACCAUGUGGCUUGUGGGCAACAGCUCAUCACCCACUGCCGCUCCCUCUCCCGUGGGCUCACCAACCCAGAGGUGGAUGCCCGCCUCCUCACUGACAUCAUGCGCCAACUUCUCUUCAGUGCCAAGCUCAUGUUUGUCAAGGCUGGCCGGAACCAGGACCUUGCGCUGUGUGACAGCUACAUCAGCAAAGUGGAUGUGCUCAAGAUUCUGGUAACAGCCAACUACAAAUACAUUCCAUGUCUGGAUGAUAUUUUGGAAUCUGCCGCUGUCACACGUCUUCGCAACCAGUUGCUGGAGGCAGAAUAUUACCAACUGGCAGUGGAGGUGUCCACCAAGAGUGCCUUGGACCCCGGUGGUGUUUGGCAGGCCUGGGGCAUGGCUGCCCUGAAGGCAGGCAACCUGACUGUGGCACGGGAGAAGUUUGCUCGCUGUCUGAAAGCACCGGUGGACCUCAAUCAACUGAGCCAGGGGCCCCGGCUGCUGCAGGAGAUCAUUCAGUACCUGGAGGUCUUCACCAGGCCCACGCAUGCUCAGCAUGUUGAGGAAGACAUCUUGGCAUCCCUGAGGGAGCUGGAGGAGGCACUGUCUGAACCAUGUCCUGUGGAGAGGCCCGAGGGCCGAGGCCAACAAAGCAUUUACCACCAGGAGUGCCUACACUACCUGCACAACUACGGCACUCACCUGGCCAUAGUGAGCUUCUAUAUGAGACACGAUGGCAUGAAGGAAGCCCUUGUGUACCUCCUGAACAAGGACUGUCCAGAGGAAGUCUUUUUGGAGGGUGUCCUUCAGUGCAGCCUGGAGCAGGGCCGCCUGGGAGCAUUGCAAGGCCUGCUUGAAGCACUGGACCCAGGCCUGGAGGGCUGGAGCCGAUACCUAAUUGCCUCUUGCCACCUGCUACAGCGCCGAAGGCAUUUCCACACCCUGUACCAACUGCAGCAAUUCAUGACGGACCAUGUGCGAGCGGCCAUGACCUGCAUCCAUUUCUUCACUCACGGCGCCCAGUCAUACCUGCAGCUGGGGGAGCAGCAGCGCUGGCUCGUGAGGGCCAAGGAGCACCUGAGGGCCUACCUGCAGGAACAUCAGGGCCGCGGUGCUGUGCGCAGGAAGUCUCCAAGCUCCUUUCGCAAGAAGAUGUCCUCCAAUGAUGUGUCCCGACACAUGAACACCAUCGAGUUGCAGCUGGAAGUCACACGUUUCUUGCACCGCUGCGAAAGCUCCUCACCCACCCAUACAGCUGCUACAGAGCCCCUGAAUGUCAGCAUUAACCCACCCCCAACGCUGUUCGGGGGCAAUCAAAUGAAAAUUGACGUGGCUUGCAAGGUACUCCUGGGAGGGAAAAAUAUUGAAGAAGGAUUUGGCAUUGCAUAUAGAGUAAUACAGGAUUUCCAGUUGGAUGCCCUAGCAGUAUAUGUGCGGACAGGCCAGCGGCUUGUGCGACAGCGCCAGUAUGCAGCUGUAAAACAGCUGCUGCGGUGCGUUGGUGAAUCGGGGGCUUCCACCAAGAGUGACUGCGACAACAUCAUUCUCGGCUGCAUCUCUCUUGCCGACAAGGGCCCAGCUGAUGCCAAGGAGCUGGAGAGUCUAAUUCUGGAGACUAAAAGCCCAGAAAACAAGAUUAAGGCCUACCUGCAGUGCAGCAAACUACGAGCUGCGUACUUGUUGGCAGUGAAGCUGGAGGGAAGCCAGGCACGGCCCCUUGUGCAGGAGGUGAUGCAAGCGGCUGAGAACGCCAGAGACUCCACCAUGCAGGAUAUCUGUCACCAGUGGCUCACCGAACACCAGGACAGGCCAUCACGACAACAGCAGGGUCGUAGCAAUAUCAGAUAGUGCAAGGGAGGGCACAACACCGGACCGUGUGCGUGCCGUGCGCUGCUCCUCUCGGUGUGGAGUAUACACCGCAGUUCCACGUUUCUUACCUAGAUGCACAAGCGUCGCACUGUGACAAGUUUUCCUCUGUGUAGAGCUUGGAUCGGAAAAACUGAAUCUAAUGGUUGUGUGAUUGAUUGUUUGUUUGUUUGUAAAUGUGUAAUUAAAAAUUUAGUUUGACUUUAACUUUGUACUUCUAUAGAAAGGGAGUGUACCACAAAAACUAAUUUAAAAAAAAAAAAUAAAUCACUGUACUGUUAAUGUAAUUGUAUAUCACUGACUUCUCACCCCCCAUCCCUCCCCUAAGUUACUUUGCCUUCAAGCUUGUUUUUGUUUCGAGAAUUGCAGGUCAUGGGGCAAACCAUGAGAAUGUGACCCAGUUAGAAGUAUUGACUGCAUCAUUUACAAAUGGAAUAUUUUUGGGCCAGUUUGUUUCCUUUCUUUUUUUUUUUUUUGUCUUGAGGCAUUUGUAGUCUGAUUCAUCUGUGGUUUUGCCCUAGAAACAAACAGCAGAGACUGAGGGUUUAGGAUAUGAGUAAUUGACCUCAUUUUGGAGAGUAUGUAUGUUUGUUAAAAGUAUUAAAGGUAUGGUGUAACUUGUAUGUUGUUCCAUAUAUUGUCUUACUACAGUGUUAGUAUUAAUUAAUAUUUGCAUCACCUGCCUUAUUCCUCUUACUGUGUUCAUUUGUCUUCAGUGUUUGGGCUUUCAGACAGAAACUGGACACUGUGGCACAAAGUAUAUUUGAGAGCAAUUGUUAUUGUCAGCAACUCAAAAAAAACUGGAUUUUAAAAGGGAUAUGGGCUCUGACUUAAAAAUUACUGAAUAAUUCAAAUUGAAAUCAAACCACAUGCAAUUUUAAAUUCUUUAUAUUAAUUUAUUGCACGCAAGUUGUCACAGCAUAUUAAGUUGUACUGUACCUGGGGCAGACAGGUGAUAGAUAACCCUAGCAAAACUGAUAUGACCUACUAACCUAUUUUUUUU